This is a messenger RNA of Botrytis porri, 960 nucleotides long. RefSeq lists its product as uncharacterized. Lineage: Eukaryota; Fungi; Ascomycota; Leotiomycetes; Helotiales; Sclerotiniaceae. Bases 1 to 960 code for a protein of 319 amino acids. The record is from RefSeq and is a predicted model, not a curated record. The transcript has a single exon.
AUGUAUACGAACCGAGCUCCCGGAAUCAACACUUGGAUGGCGUCUGCGAGAGGAAACGGGAGGAGCAUCCUCUGGGCAGAUGACGUAUUUAUCGCAUCAAUAGUAUCAACCCUUCAGCUACCUAUUAAAAACAACAACCGCAGCUCCGACAACUUUCGCAAGUUGAAUGUUAAUUACGACAGCCAACUAUCUCGGAAUUUAUUACAAAAUUACGAUUUCAGAACGACCCUAUUUUCAAUGCUUAGGCCGAUGGAUAUUGUCGCCCUCGUCAUGUCAACAGGUAUUCGAUUAACUCGCCUUGAGGUUGCCAAAUAUAUGAUUCCAUGGAAGCAGUUGUUUCAUGACCUGAAGUGGGUUGAUGAGUUGGAGGAAAAGAGUUGUACGGCGACUCUCUUUGGUACAUCCAUCGCUGAACUUGCAAGCGCAAUUUGCAACUGGGAUUAUUCGUUCGACCCGUCUCGAAUGAAGUUUCUAGUAAUUGUGGGACAAGUAGGAAAAGAGAUGAGAAAGCAAACACCGUCGUGGACUUCACACAUCACCGAAUCUUUCGACACAGGGGUAGUGUGGUAUCAGGUGCCUUCAUUCCAACACAUCCUAUCGACUUUGAGUACAUCGGUACUUCUAAGCACUAUUGAUAGAGCAGAGGCUUGUGUCUUGUUUCUUGAGAAAGGGUCUCAUUUUGACUUAGACACCUCGUGGUUUGAUAUUUUAGCGACAACGAUGGGUCCACUACGAUUGUGCAGAGUUGGGUCCGGUACUUCUUUCCCAGACCCAACGGAGUUGUGGCGGAUCGAAUCGCAACGUUUGAAGAACACUCAACUUGCCGAUUCAUGUGAUCUUGUACACAUGUAUCAACCAGUCGAUCCCGCUCGAUUGGAAAAGUCUUUUGCGCGAGUUUAUUGUGAUGUGGAAGGGGGGUCGAGUAUUGUUGUGAACGGGCCGGACGCUAGUAACUGGUAA